AUGGGGCCUGGGGGAAACGAGAUGGGCGGCGCCAUGCAGGGCAACGGCUCUGGCCAGCCUCAUGCGACCGAGUAUACGCUACAGGGCGUCAUGCGCUUCCUCCAAACCGAAUGGCACCGUCACGAACGCGACAGGAAUGCGUGGGAGAUUGAGCGCCAGGAGAUGAAGGCCAGGAUAGCCGCCCUCGAAGGCCAGGCACGACGGGCUGAUGCCACCCAGAAGGCCCUCAAGAAAUACGUCACAAUUCUCGAGAAGAAGGUCAAGGAUCAGUCCGCGCAGCUCAAGGGAGGAUCCAAAGCCGAGGAAGCUGCAAAGGCCGAGAAGGAUCGCGCCGCCAUGAUCCAGGAGAAGCUUCGACCCUCGAACAAGAAGGCCACCAACGCCGACGGCAACGAAAUCGAUGUCGAGAAGGGCGAUGACGAGUCGCAGCGCGCCGACCUCAAGUCGUUCCUGGAUCAGUGCCAAGCAGAAUUCACCUACCUGAUGAUCACUCCAGCCAACCCUUUGCCUCCUCGCGAAUCGCCGCCGCUGCCGCUUCUUGAAGAUCUUCGUGAGGGCGAGCCUUUUGGUGUUCCCGGUGGCAAGCCCUUCCAGGAGCCGCCCUUCCCAUUCGCUUCUUCUUCCCUCGUGCCGCAGAACCAUGUCCGCGAGGCCAAUCGACCACCCCCCGCCCCUAAUCACGCGCCCCCUAUGCAAAGAAGCCAGCCGACGAGCCUCCCCAUGAGGCCGGCCGAACAGCCGCCGCAACAAAUGCCGCCUCCGAACCCCGAGCCUGCUCCUCCCGUCAUGUACGCAGCCGGAAACGAGUGGCCGCAGCCCAUGUCCGUGACUGCCCGUAUGCUGGACGACAACCUGCAGCAGCGGCCUAGCCACGCCGUUGAGUCGGUCAAUAGUGUCGAACCAACAGACGAGCCUCAGCAAAGUAGCCGACCGGCGCCUGAGACCGACGGAUGGGAGUUCCCCGAGGGCGCGUUCCCCGAGUCAAAUUCAUCGCAACCCCUACAGCAACUGACCAACCGACCUGAUACGGACGCUUUUCCUACGGCAGAUAACCUUCCCAAGUCGCCUAACCGCGGGCCAGCAUCUCAUCGCCGCAAAGGCUCUAUGUCAAGGAGGCGCAGUGCCGAUCACGAACUUUCGUUGAACGCAGCCGCUCAGAAGGCAGGAACGGGCAACUUUAAGCUGCGUUUCGGUCUGCGAGGCCAUCUCGACACCGUGCGAACGGUCAUCUUCUCCGGCGGCGGCAGUCCUGGUGAGCCUGAAAUCUGCACCGCAGGCGACGACGGCAUGAUCAAGCGUUUCCACAUCCCCCGCGUCGACGGCCAUGGCCAAACCAACGCCGCCUCUGACCUUGAUGUAACAGCCAACUUCUCUCACCGUGGUCACAAUGGAGCGGUCCUCUGUCUGACAUCCUGGUCUCCAUCCCCCAACUUCUCGACUGGCGGGCGCGCCCAAGGUGAUGGCUGGAUCUUCUCUGGCGGCCAAGACGCCACCAUCAGAGUCUGGGAGCGUGGCAGGGUCGACCCGAAGGCGACUCUCGAGGGACACACUGAUGCCGUAUGGGCCUUGUGCGUGUUGCCUACGACUCUAGGCUCAGUCUUUGGACAGAACAACCAAUACGGUAGUCCUGAUCGCAUCAUGCUGGUGUCUGGAGGUGCGGAUGGAACUGUCCGUCUCUGGGCGGUCAGCGCACCGCCUCAGCUGACUAGUCCUCAGCCAGGCACGAACAGGGCUGGGCCUACGGGUAGCAGAGGUCGUGUUCGCGGCAAUUCUAUGAGCUCUGGCAGCGCUUUCUCGAGCACUCCGCAGCCCAACAUGGCUACCAACUCCCCAUUUAACCACACUAUGGUACACAACAUCAAGAGACCCGAGGGAGCCACGGGUACCCCGACUUGCAUCACACCCCUUGGCCCCAAUGGCGAAUCUUUCGUCGUUUCUUACUCUGACGCGGCAAUUCUUGUUUACGACACCAGGUCAGGUGAACAGACGGGAACCAUGGAUAGCUUGGAGACGUACGACGGAACGAUCAACACGAGCGUCAAUGCUGUUGUGGCAACCACUGUCGGCCUGGAGCAGCCCCAGAGCGGCAUGUCUGAAGAGGACAGUGGUGCUGGUGGCGGACCUACGGGAGGCGGCAGGUCGAUGGCGGGAUCUGGCGUCGAGGGCGUCAUCAUCUCUGGACACGAAGAUCGGUUCGUGCGAUUCUUUGAUGCAAACAGCGAUGGCCGUGAGCUCAUCAGCGCCGGCCACGACGCCUCCCUGCGGUUCUGGAGUCUUGAGAAGCGAUCCUGCACGCAGGAGAUUACGAGCCACCGCAUCAUGCGCGGCGAGGGCGUUUGCUCCGUCGUCUGGAGCCAGGACGGCAAGUGGGUUGUCAGCGGUGGCGGCGAUGGUGUUGUGAAGGUGUUUGCACGGUAG
Molecule: messenger RNA, 2418 nt
Organism: Colletotrichum chrysophilum
Lineage: Eukaryota; Fungi; Ascomycota; Sordariomycetes; Glomerellales; Glomerellaceae
Gene: PRO11
Product: pro11 protein
Exons: 4
Coding region: 1-2418 (805 amino acids)
Molecular function (GO): protein binding
Source: RefSeq, a predicted model, not a curated record